AUGGCGCCGGCGACGGAGUCUCAAGGCUCAUUCCUGAGCCGAAUCAGCAUCCGCCGCAACCAGAUCAUCUCCAUGGACGCUAACCACGAGCAAGAGCUCGAAGAGCUCGAGUAUUUCCACAAACACGUCUCUGAACGUCUCUCGGAGCUAAUCUCUCCAUCUUCGCCUCCUCCAGACAUUGGCGGCUCUUCUCAGCCGUCUGAUCCGAUCCUCUCGAUCCCGUGGCUACAGAACCUCCUCGACGUUUUCGUUUCCUGCGAGACGGAGUUCAAAGGGGUUCUUCUGUCCACGGUUCAGAUCUCGAAGUCUCCUUCUUUAGAGAGGGUUCUGUCGGAACUGCUUGAUAGGAUUCUAAAGGCGCUUGAUAUCUGUAACGCCGUUGUUAACGGUAUUGAUUCCGUUAGACAGAGUCGGCGUUUAGCGGAGAUAGCUGUGACGGCGCUUAAACAAAGGCCGUUAUGUGACGGAAGCGUUCGUAGAGCGAAGCGUGCGUUGGCAAGUCUUGUUGUUGGGUUAAACGGUGAUGUGAAAGUUAGAAACAAUGGAAGUGGCGGCGGCGGCAGUAGUAAUAAAAAGACAACGUUUAGGUCUUGGUCGUUUGGACAGAACAGCAACGUAGGAGGAGGAUCAUCAUCUGGCCACUGGUCUGCGACGAAGCAGAUUCAGGGGAUGGUUGCUAAUCUUGUGAUGCCACGUGGAGCAGAAGCCUCUGGACCGGCGAUGCCGGUUUAUAUAAUGAGCAGUGUUAUGGUUCUUGUGAUGUGGGUGUUAGUCGCUGCGGUGCCUUGCCAGACAAGUAACGUUCUUGUUGCGCCGUUGCAGCUUCCGAAGCACCAGAGCUGGGCUAGUGCCGCUGUGAACAUUCAGGAGAGGGUUGGUGAAGAGAUGAAACGGAAGGAGAAGCGUUUUGGUGGUGGUGGUGGUGGUGGGUUGAUGGAGGAGAUUCAGAGGAUGGAGAAGAUAGGGUUGUCUUUGUUGGAUUUCACGGAGAGGUUUAGGUUUCCGACAGAGGAAGAGGAGGUGGUUGCGGACAAGGUGGAGGAGUUGGAUGAGAUUUGUCGGGGGAUGGAAGUUGGAUUGGAGGAUUUGCAGAGACAAGUUAGAGAAGUGUUUCACAGAUUGGUGAGAAGCAGGCUGGAGAUUGUGUCAGUGCUUGAUCAAGCUCUUGCAAGUUAA
Molecule: messenger RNA, 1176 nt
Organism: Eruca vesicaria subsp. sativa (arugula)
Lineage: Eukaryota; Viridiplantae; Streptophyta; Magnoliopsida; Brassicales; Brassicaceae
Source: the annotation of a GenBank genome assembly